Messenger RNA from Gamsiella multidivaricata, 1451 nucleotides. Its product is annotated as actin family. The transcript has 7 exons. Bases 135 to 1313 code for a protein of 392 amino acids. Gene Ontology annotation, biological process: Arp2/3 complex-mediated actin nucleation. Gene Ontology annotation, molecular function: actin filament binding. NCBI's taxonomy places the organism in Eukaryota, Fungi, Mortierellomycota, Mortierellomycetes, Mortierellales, Mortierellaceae. Gene Ontology annotation, cellular component: Arp2/3 protein complex; actin cortical patch. The record is from RefSeq and is a predicted model, not a curated record.
CGUAUUUAUCCAGCAGUAUUAAACUGAUGGAGCCCUUCCCGCGGUCGUGUCAUUUCUCUCUUCUACAACUUCCCUUCUCUCGACUCCAACAACCACUUUGAGAUAAUUGACAAUACGACGAACAAGUAAUAACCAUGGAAGCAUCAAAGACCAUCGUCGUCGACAACGGCACUGGGUUUGUCAAGGUUGGAUAUGCGGGAUCCAACUUCCCGGAGCACGUCUUCCCCUCGGUCGUCGGACGACCCAUUCUGCGUGCUGAAGAAUCGAUUGGCAACGUGCGCGUCAAGGAUAUCAUGGUUGGAGAUGAGGCUGCAGAGCUGCGAUCAAUUCUGCAGAUGAGCUACCCCAUGGAGAACGGCAUUGUCAAGAACUGGACCGAUAUGAGACACCUCUGGGACUACACCUUCAAUGAGAAGCUGAAGAUCGACCCUCGUGAUACCAAAAUCAUGCUGACGGAGCCCGUCAUGAACCCCAAGGCUAACAGGGAAAAGAUGGUCGAGACCAUGCUUGAAGGAUACGGUUUUCAGGGUGUCUAUGUUGCCAUUCAGGCAGUCCUGACCCUCUAUGCGCAGGGUUUCCUUACUGGAGUAGUCGUCGAUUCGGGAGAUGGAGUCACUCACAUUGUGCCUGUCGUCGACGGAUACUGCCUUUCACAUAUCACAAAGAGGUUAGAUGUUGCUGGUCGCGAUGUCACUCAGUACCUCAUCAAGUUGCUCUUGCUCCGUGGAUAUGCCUUCAACAGAACCGCUGAUUUUGAGACCGUCCGCCAGAUCAAAGAGAAGCUUUGCUACACCAGUUAUGAUGUAGACCAGGAUGUCAAGUUGGCCAACGAAACCACCGUUCUCGUGGAGAGCUACACACUUCCCGAUGGCCGUGUCAUCAAGGUCGGCUCUGAAAGAUUCGAGGCCCCAGAGUGCAUGUUCCAGCCUCAUUUGAUCGAUGUUGAACAGCCUGGCGUCGCUGAACUGCUCUUCCAGACCAUUCAAGCAGCACCUGUGGAUACGCGAUCUGAGUUGUAUAGACAUGUUGUUCUUUCUGGAGGAUCGACCAUGUACCCUGGUCUUCCCAGUCGUCUGGAGAAGGAGGUCAAGCAACUCUAUUUGACAGAGGUUCUCAAGGGCGAUGUCCAACGCUUCCGCAAUUUCAAAAUCCGUAUCGAGGAUCCUCCACGUCGCAAGCAUAUGGUAUUCUUGGGAGGAGCUGUUUUGGCCAACAUCAUGCAGGACAAGGAGCAGUUCUGGAUCACGAAGCAGGAAUGGGAGGAGCAGGGCGUUCGUGCAUUGGACAAACUCAAUGUUGUCUUGUCCAACUAAGGUCAAAUGAGAUAGCAGGAACGAAACAGAUAUACCUAAAAAGACAAAGUAGACAAAAAAAAAAACCGAGCGCCACAUCUCUUUCGAUAAGAAUAAAACAAACCGCAGCAUUGCAGUAGCGGUAUCAGGGCGCCAGAU